Perca flavescens (yellow perch) is the source of this 2432-nucleotide messenger RNA. RefSeq names its product receptor (TNFRSF)-interacting serine-threonine kinase 1, like (gene ripk1l). Gene Ontology annotation, molecular function: JUN kinase kinase kinase activity; ATP binding; protein binding. The record is from RefSeq and is a predicted model, not a curated record. The coding region runs from base 289 to 2325 and encodes 678 amino acids. The transcript is spliced from 11 exons. Gene Ontology annotation, biological process: protein phosphorylation; signal transduction. Lineage: Eukaryota; Metazoa; Chordata; Actinopteri; Perciformes; Percidae.
AUGGUCCUGUUUCAGAGGAACAUCUGUCUCAUAAACUCAUUUAAAAUUAACAAAGUUAGAAAGAAAAACAACUUGAUAUCGUAUCCUGCAUUUGUGUUUUGUUAUGGAAUAUGUUUUUUUUUGUGACUUUUUCAGACACAAACAUCUGAUGUUGCUAGUCGUCCUGAUCUGUUAUCGACUUGUGAGGCUGUUUGUAGUUUUUAUGUCUCCUGCCAGGUUUCGCUUUUGAACCGUUUUGAACGAGGAAGUACUCAAGCGUUACUUGGAUUGUACAGCACUAUAUUAAGGAUGGCCACCGCGCCGCAGUCACUUCAUAUGAGAUCGACUGAUCUCAUCAAAAAAGAGGCCCUGGACUACGGAGGAUUUGGAGAAGUUUACCUGUGCUACCAUGUAACCCUCGGUCAGGUGGUGUUGAAGACCAUGUAUACAGGCCCCAUCCGCACUGAGGAGAAUAAAAGGUCGCUGCUGGAGGAGGGAAACAUCAUGGCAAGCCUGAACCAUGAACGGGUGGUCAAGUUGCUGGGUGUGAUCAUGGAAGAUAGAGACUGCUCACUAGUUAUGGAACUCCUCCCCAGAGGCAACCUGUCGGUCAUGCUAGACACGGUCCCUGUGCCAAUAUCCAUCAAAGGCAGAAUCAUUUUAGAGAUUUUGGAAGGGAUGGUGUAUCUCACAGAAAGAAAUGUCAUACACAAGGACAUCAAGCCAGAAAACAUUUUAGUGGACAAGGAUUUUCACAUCAAGAUUGCAGACCUUGGCCUGGCCACCUGUCAAACAUGGAGCAAACUCACAAAGGAGGAGUCUCGCAGGAAGAGUUGUUUAGGUCGAUCAGCAGGGGUGAGAGGUGCCGGCACACUGAGCUACAUGGCCCCUGAGCACCUGGAGAGUAUACAUACACCCUCUACUGAGAAAUCUGACGUCUACAGCUUUGCAAUUGUGGUUUGGGUCAUCCUCACAAGGGAAGAGCCAUAUGCAAACGCAAGAAGUGAAGAACAAAUCAGCCAGUGUGUCCGAAACGGCGACCGACCUACAGAGGACCUUAUUCCACACGACACGCCUGAAGAGAUAAUUCAGCUCAUGAAGAGGUGCUGGGAUCACAACCCGCUGCAACGGCCAACAUUUAAAGAGGGCUACGACUUCUUCUUUCCUAUUUACAUGGCAACGCUUGAACCACACAUAGAGGAAGAUUUACUUGAUCUGAGGAAAUUAUAUGAAGGCCCAGAUGACCUUGUCGAGAAGAUGAAAUCUUUAUCAAUCUCCCAAGAUUUUUUUUCGGCAGAUUGCCCAGCUCCUUUGGUGAGUUCAGACAGAAGUGUACCUGUGCCAGUUGAAGCCAGUAUUGAGGACAUGCAUGACAUUCAAUAUGAGCCACAUGUGGAGUCUGUUCAGACAGACGCAAAGCCAGCCAGGCCCCCUUCAGCUUUGGAGGAGAAACUGGGUCGGGAGCUUCAGUACCACAAACAUGGUAGCUAUAACUGUGAGCCUGACGUUGCCAACAGCUACCAUCCCAAAAACUUAAAUCCUUUCCUGCAUAACCACUUCAGCCCUGCAGAUCACGCUAUCAGGCAACCAGAACAAGACAGGCCCUCUAAUGCAUCCUCUGUCCAUUCCUGGACAAAAGCUGAACCGGUGCAGCCCACCAGCCAGGAAGAGGCUUGGUAUCGCCCUACUGCUGGUCUCUAUGACUCCAUGAACUCUUCCACACCUACUCCAUCCCACUUGCUAAUGUCUUCCAGCAGCCCGUCUCUAUCACAAUUUAACCAGCAACAUCCACAUUCCCACUAUGACCGCCAGCAGUCCUGGCCAGCAUACCCAGUGUCUGAUACAUCUGCUCCUGACAUCAGUCCUGGGCGUCUCCUGACCCCUUCCAAGAACUGCUUAAAUCAAGAUCCAGGAUCUCUUUACAUUCAAAAUGCCAGCGGGAUCCAGAUUGGGAACAGCAACACGAUGAGCAUCAGAAGUUACGAUCCCUCCAACAGUUCUCUACUUUCUAACGCCUCAGCUAACUCUCCCAUCGAAGAAGCCAUUCUGAAAUAUGAGGACCAUGCUGUGACCGAGGAGCACCUUGAUCUGCUGAGCGACAACAUUGGAGGCAAAUGGAAGCGUUGCGCGCGGCGACUAGGUCUGACCAGUGUAGAAAUAGAGACCAUUGAACACGACUGUUUCCGGGAUGGCCUUCCAGAAAUGGUGCACCAGAUGCUGGAUCAAUGGAAAAUGAAGGAGGGAAGUGUCGGCUGCACAAUCGGGAAGCUUUGUCGUGCUCUGAAAGGCAACAUAAAGGUAGACGUCAUCCAGAAAAUAUUGGACGUCUGCGGUUCUUCAUCUUAGAUCUGAUAAAAGUUCUACCUCAUUCCCUCUUAAGUGACUUUCUGCCUAUGAUGGGGGAAAAAAUACUGUUUGCAGCAUUUAAAGGCUGCCUUUUAACCAAAACCAAA